AUGUCGCCUUCUACCACCGCGGAAGCCAGGUCCACCAUCGGCCCCGAUAAUGUAAACUCGACUAACUCGACAAAUGGAUUGGGGGACGGCGCAUCAGGACUCGUUCAAACGCUACAGGGACAUGUAGACGACAUCAGAUCUCUCUUACAAUGUGGUAUUUGUGUUAAGCCACUUUAUGAACCUUUCACAAUCGCGUGUGGGCAUACCUUCUGUUACACUUGCUUGUCAUCAUGGUUUACUUCGGGAAGAUCGAACAAAACAUGCCCCGACUGUCGAGCGCCGGUAAAGAGCCAGCCUGCGCCUGCCUACUUGAUUCGUUCAGUUGUCCAGAUGUUCACGAGUCGGGCAGAGCUCCUGGAUAAAAACGAGACAACAGCUCAGCAUGAGCGUUCUCAGCGUGAGGAAGCUGAGAAAGUGGAGCGCGACAGAAGGAAUACGCAUCCAAGAGAAGGGGGGUUGUUCCGGGGUACAUUCAAUAAGCCAAUCCGUCAGGCGCCCAUCAUCGAUGUUGAAGAUAAUGUCAUUCGCUGCCCACGCUGUUCUUGGGAACUUGAAGAUGAUGCCGGCUGCGCACAAUGUGGAUACCUUCGAGACGAUCAAUCAGUAUCGGACGCUUCCGAUUCGGUGACGGGUUGGACCGAAGAGGACGAGAAUUCUGAGAUGACUGAUUACUACGAUGACGAAGUUGAAGUCGGGUUUGGCGGUGGCUACCGCAAUGGUUGGGAUCUCGACCAACUUUUCCACCAUUUGACUCCCGCGCUUCGGAACCAAAUUCAACGCCUCCCUUCCGUCGACUCAGCAAGCCUUGACUACUCGGAGAUCGACGACUAUGAUGACGCGGAUGAGGAUGCCGACAUGGAUUCUUUUAUUGAUGACGACGAACAUGCCGGCCGCGAUUAUGUCUCUGAUUCAGAUAUAUCUACCGUCGUCGGUGGUCCGGCCCGCAAUAGAGCGCACUACGACGUGUCACAGUUGGACACUGACUCUUCAAUGACACACACUAGUGAUGAUGAGGAUAGUUUGAACGACCUUACGCCAACUGGAUCCAGCGUCCUGGACCACGACGAGCAACAUGGACACGACGACGACGGUGAUGACGAUGAUGAGCCUGUACGGCCACCCGUCAACGCGAACCGUCGUCGUCGGGAACCAUCGUACGAUGAAGUAGUGAUAUCAGUGAGACAUGGGUCGUCACCCCCGCGUGUUUUUACCACGAGGACUUCCCACUCGGCUCGUCGUGGUACCUCAUCUCAUGGGAAUCAAGCGUCUACUGCGGGAUCAUCGGCCUACAAUGCGAUUAACGUGGAAGAUGAUUCUGACGAGGGCCCCGUUGGUCCGUCACGGCGGGCAAGGAACAGAAGAGGUUGUAGGGUCCAUGCCUACUGA
This is a messenger RNA of Aspergillus lentulus, 1386 nucleotides long. RefSeq lists its product as uncharacterized. Lineage: Eukaryota; Fungi; Ascomycota; Eurotiomycetes; Eurotiales; Aspergillaceae. The record is from RefSeq and is a predicted model, not a curated record.